Messenger RNA from Closterium sp. NIES-65, 3918 nucleotides. The record is from the annotation of a GenBank genome assembly. NCBI's taxonomy places the organism in Eukaryota, Viridiplantae, Streptophyta, Zygnematophyceae, Desmidiales, Closteriaceae.
AUGAUGUGGCUCCGCACGAUCCCUCUGCAGGACAUCCCGCCCCGUGCCAUCACCCGUCCUCCGCCCUAUCACCUCACCCCGUCGUGGAAGCGGAGCUUGCUGGCACCGCGGAUGCCCUUCCCCCCCUCUCCCGCGACCGCGGGAGAGCUGGCAGCAGGCAAGCAUGCGCAGACGAAUGCAAUCAAGGGAGGAGAGACUAAGAAACGAUCGCCAGCAUUGCGCGUGCUCGCGACACCAAGUCAAGACCGGUUCACCGAUUUGUACGACCUCGGGCAGAAGCUGGGGUCGGGGCAGUUUGGGACGACGUACGUGUGUCGCGAGCGCUCGACGGGCAACAAGUACGCGUGCAAGUCGAUUCCCAAGAGCAAGCUGCUCACGGAGAAUGACGUUGAGGACGUGCGACGCGAGGUUGCCAUUCUCUACCACGUGCAGGGGCAGCCGAACAUCGUGAACAUGAAGGGCGCGUACGAGGAUCGCGACUACGUGCACAUCGUCAUGGAGCUCUGCACGGGCGGCGAGCUCUACGACACCAUCAUCGAACGCAUCGAGGCGCGCGGCGUCCCCUACUCCGAGCACGACGCGGCGGAGAUGGCGCGCGUGAUAGUGCGCGUGGUGGAGCGGUGCCACGCGCUGGGCAUCGUGCACCGCGACCUCAAGCCGGAGAACUUCCUGCUGUCGUCGCGCGACCCCGACACGGCGGAGCUAAAGGCGACGGAUUUCGGGCUGUCGUGCUUCUACAAGGGCGAGGGCAUGGCGCGCCACUGCGGCUCGCCCAUGUACAUGGCGCCCGAGGUCGUGCGCUGGCGCUCCGCCACGCAGCUCAUGGUGAAGCGCCCCGCCAAGUACGGCCCCGAGGUGGACAUCUGGAGCGCGGGCGUCAUCAUCUACGCGCUGCUCUGCGGCUUCCCGCCCUUCUACCACAGCAGCCAUUCGACGAAGGAGAUAUUCAAGGCGGUGCUGCGCGCUAACCCGUCCUUCUCCAUCCCGCCGUGGCCGUCCAUCUCCGACCAGGCCAAGGACCUCCUGCGCCAAAUGCUGCACCCCGACCCCGCCAAGCGCCCCUCCGCGCACGAAGUGCUCUGCCACCCGUGGCUGGCGGAGGCGGGCGUGGCGCAGACGGAGCCGCUGCCGCCCGUGGUGCUGACGCGGCUGAAGCAGUUCACAUCGAUGGUGAAGAUGAAGCGCAUGGCCAUGAAGGUGAUAGCGGAGGGGCUGAAGGAGGAGGAGAUCCGCGGGCUGCGCGAGCUGUUUGAGGCGAUGGACACGGACGGCAGCGGCACCAUCACCAUGACCGAGCUGCGUGAUGGGCUCAAGAAGUACGGCGCCAACCUCAGUGACGCUGAGAUCAGCAGAAUCAUGGAGGAGACGGACAUAGACCAGAGUGGGGAGAUAGAGUACGGGGAGUUCCUGGCGGCGACGCUGAAUUUGAGCAAGAUAGACAAGCAGGAGAACCUGCUCAAGGCGUUUGCCUUCUUUGACACGGAUGGCAGCGGCACCAUCACGCUGGACGAGCUGCAGAAGGCGUGUGAGCAGCUCAAGAUGUCCACCGCCGAGGUCGAGGCCAUGAUGCGCGAGGUCGACGAAAACAAGGUCUCGCGUCUCGCUAUCGGCCACUCGUCCCACCGCACCUCCGCGCGUCGCAUCGAUUGCAAUCCCGCAUUCGCGCCAUGUGCCAGCCACGCGCCCUUCUCCGCCGUUGCGCCAUCAGCAAUCAGGACCCGCCCGCUCCGCGCCAAUCAGAACAGUCGACGACCACAUUCGAGGCGGCUGAUCGUUCGUGCGACAGAAAGCGACGAGGGCGCAAUUGCACGCCGGGUGGAGGAAACGCAAGGCGGGGAGGCGAGCAGCAGGGGCGCUGGUGAUGGCGCAACGGGGGAAACCGCGGGUGAUAGUGGCGGAAAUGGUGCUCUUUCGGCGGGGACGGGUGUGAAUUCCGCGGAUGCGCUGGUCGUCGCGGAUAGUGCGCGAGGCGAGUCAGCAUCGUCGGUAUCGGGGGAAGAGGCAGCGGCGGCGUCGUCCCCCGGGUGGUGGAGCGGCGUGUGGGGCGCGGGGGGCUGGCAGAAGCGGUGGAGCAUCGUGGUGCUGUGCUUCUUCGCCUUCCUGCUCUGUAACAUGGACCGCGUGAACAUGAGCAUAGCGGUGCUGCCCAUGGCGGAGCAGUUCCAGUGGUCGCCCGCCACCGUGGGGCUCGUGCAGUCCUCCUUCUUCUGGGGCUACCUCCUCACGCAGGUGGCGGGGGGGGUGUGGGCGGACACGAUAGGCGGCAAGCAGGUGUUGGGAUUCGGGGUGGUGUGGUGGUCGCUCGCCACCGUCCUCACGCCCAUCGCCGCCUCCCUCGGCCUGCCCGCACUGCUCUUUGCGCGCGCCUGCAUGGGCGUCGGCGAGGGAGUGGCAAUGCCAGCGAUGAACAAUCUGCUGUCCAAGUGGGUGCCGGUGGGCGAGCGCAGUCGCUCCCUGGCGCUCGUGUACAGCGGCAUGUACCUGGGCAGUGUGGCGGGGCUGUCGCUGUCGCCCGCCAUCAUCCACGCCUUCGCCUGGCCCUCCGUCUUCUACUCCUUCGGCUCCCUCGGCCUCGUCUGGUUCGCCUGCUGGCAGAUCAAGGCGUUCAGCUCGCCCGCGGAGGACCCCAGUGUGUCACCCGCAGAGAGGGCGCUCAUAGCAGCCGGGGGCGCACAGAAGGGGCAGGGCGCGGGCAAGGCGCAUGAGGGGGGAGGGGGCCCGCACCUGGAGGGCAGUGAGCCGCUGCGGCUGUCGACGAUCCCGUGGCGGCUGCUGCUGAGCAAGGCGCCCGUGUGGGCCAUCAUCAUCUGCCACUUCUGCCACAACUGGGGCGUCUUCAUCCUCCUCACCUGGAUGCCCACCUACUACCAUGAUGUGUUGGGGUUCAACCUGACAGAGUCGGGGCUGUUUGCAGUGCUGCCGUGGCUCACCAUGGCCAUCGCCUCCAACGUCGGUGGAUGGAUCGCCGACACCCUCAUCGCCAGGGGCCUCUCCGUCACCCUCGUGCGCAAGGUGAUGCAGAGCAUCGGCUUCCUGGGACCGGCCAUCUGCCUCUCACUGCUCUCCACUGUCAAGUCGCCUGUGGCUGCCAUCGCCCUGCUCAUGCUCUCCCAGGGCACGGACGCCUUUUCCCAGUCGGGGCUCUACUCCAACCAUCAGGACAUCGGCCCGCGCUACGCGGGCAUUCUGCUGGGGCUGUCCAACAGUGCUGGUGUGCUGGCGGGGGUCUUCGGCACGUACGUCACGGGGCAGAUCCUUCAAAACGGGUCGUGGGACGAGGUGUUCACGGUGGCGGUGGCGCUGUACCUGGUGGGCACCGUUGUGUGGAACGUCUUCGCCACCGGGGAGAGGGUUAAAAACAUAGCGCUGCCAGGAGUGUCGUUGCUCCCCGGCACUCGCACGGGGGCGGGAGGAGCCGUUGUGCCCUCAUCACUGCCAGGAGGCGGAGGGCUGUUAUCGCUGCCAGGAGGAGCAGCACUCGGAGUCGGCGCCGAACCGAUCAUUGGUUCCGAGGCCGGAGCAGAGGCUGGGGCCGACCCUGGCGCUGCAGCAGGCUCGGAUGCUGGCGCUGGGGCAGGGGCGGGACCAGAAGGGGUGGCGGCAGCAGCAGGGACAGGAGCAGGACCCGAGGAGGAGGAGGGGGCAGGGGUGGGGGCGGCGGAAGGCGCUGAAGCUGGGGAGACCGAGGAACUGGGCGCGGCAGAGGGAGUCGGCGCGAGUGUGGGCGCGGACGCAGGGGCAGUGGCGGUGGGUGCCGGAGCCGGGGAAGGGACUGGCGCGGACGGCUGUUGCGAUAGAGUUGGUGGCGCGCCCAGAGCGAGCAGGAGCACCAGGAAGACGGCGGGGAGUGCGGAACCCAUCUCGGCUCAGUGGGGCGACGAGGAGGUGAGCCUCAGGAGUUGCGCUGAGUAUGAAUAA